AUGUGUGACCAGCAGAAGCAGCCACAGUUCCUUCCAUCUUGUGUGAAAGGUUCGGGACUUGGAGCUGGGCAAGGUAGCAGUGGUACCUUGGGGAAAGGCCAAGUUUCAGGCCCGGUCCAAACUGUUUAUGCUCCAGGACCUGCUCUUUAUCAGCCUCAAACCAUCGUGAGGUACUCAGCUCCGGUUCCUGCUCCAGCUUAUGUGAAGUAUCAAGUUCCAUGCCAGACCAAAACCUACGUGAAAUGCCCAGCUCCAUGUCAGACAUAUGUGAAAUGCCCCGCUCCGUGUCAGACGACCUAUGUGAAGUGCCCAGCUCCGUGUCAGACGACCUGUGUCAAAUGUCCAGCUCCGUGUCAGACUCAGACAUAUUAUGUCCAGUAUGCAGUUCCUACCCAGACCUACUACACUCAGGCUUCUUCAAGUGGCUCAGGUUCUCAGGGUGGUGUCCCUGACCCAUGCUCUGCUCCCUGUUCCAUGAGCUACUGCUGUUUGGCUCCCCGUACCUUUGGGGUGAGUCCUCUGAGACGCUGGGUCCAGCGGCCCCAAGGAUGGAACACCGGAUCUUCUAGUUGCUGCGAGGACUCUGGAUGCUGCGGCUCUGGAGGCUGCGGCUCUGGAGGUUGCGGCUCUGGAGGCUGUGGAGGCUGCGGCUCUGGAGGCUGCGGAGGCUGUGGCUGUGGCUCUGGGUGCUGCUGUCUGGGAAUUAUUCCCAUGAGGUCACGCGGUCCUGCAUGCUGUGACAGUGGGGAUGACUGCUGCUGUUAA
Cricetulus griseus (Chinese hamster) is the source of this 765-nucleotide messenger RNA. NCBI's taxonomy places the organism in Eukaryota, Metazoa, Chordata, Mammalia, Rodentia, Cricetidae. The record is from RefSeq and is a predicted model, not a curated record.